AUGACCAAGCGGGUUGCCAUAGUUGGAGCCGGAUGUUCUGGCCUAGCAGCAAUCAAAUCCUGUCUGGAGGAAGACCUUCUGCCCUUAUGCUUCGAGUCAUCCUCUGACAUCGGAGGGCUGUGGAAUUUCACAGAAGAAAUUGUGGACAAGCGUGGGUGUGUCAUGAGCUCCACCAUCAUCAACACCAGCAAGGAGAUGAUGGCCUUCAGUGACUUCCCUCCGCCAAAAGAAUUCCCCAACUUUAUGCCGCAUUCCAAAGUUCUGGAAUAUUUCCGCUUGUAUGCCGAGAAGUUCCAACUUCUUCAGCACAUUCGCUUCAAUACGGAAGUUGUAUCCAUAAGGAGAGGGGAAAGGACCUUCCCAGACAAGAAGCUGCAAGUCUGUGAGCAACUCCUCGGGGACAAGGGUAAUGUCAGGACUGGAUGCUGCAGGAACAAUAUCACUGCUGGCUUCCAGUGUCCCUAUGAUAAUGUAUGUUCUGGAACCCAGUGCUCCGGGGACAAUAUCAGUGCUGAACCUCAGUGCUCCGGAGACAAUAUAAGUGCUGAACCUCAGUGCUCCGAUGAAAAUAUCAGUGCUGAACCCCAGUGCUCCGAUUACAAUAUCAGCGCUGAACCCCAGUGCUCCAAGGACGAAACCAAUGCUGAAACGCAGGGUUCACUGACCAACAUCAUUGCUUUAUCCCAUUGUCAUCAAAAUAACACCAAUGCAGGAUCCCAGUGCUCAAGUCGCGACACCAGUCCGGUUUCCCGGUGCUCAAGUGACAAUAUUAAUACUGUACCCCAGUACUCCCGCAAUAACAUCAAUGCUGGAAUCGAGUGCUCCAGUGAUAACAUCAAUGAUACCCCACAUUGCUCCAGUGAUAACAUCAGUGCUGGACUCCAGUGCUCCAAUGGAUGCAUCAAUGCUCCACCCCAAUGCUCCCCUGAUCUUAUUAACAACGGUCCCAAACGCAAGGAACCAAGCAGUUUCAAUGACGUGUCUACAAAUGGAAAUCUGAAUCAGUCUCGCAACGAAGACAUCAACUCGCCAUCUGUGGCCCGGAGAGAAACUACGUGUGGGUUCAUUUCUUAUCCAAAGCUUCCCGCCAUCCCGAAUGUCAAAGAUCCUGACGAGAUGAACAUAGACCAGGGUGCUUCUGAGCAGACAGCUCAAUGGGAAGUCUGGGUCAAGGACAAGACUAAAGGAAGUGUGGCGGUGUAUUACUUUGACUGUGUCUUGGUCUGUUCCGGUCACCAUGCAGACAUCAGUAUGCCUGAUUUUCCAGGCCAGUCCACUUUCAAAGGGCGCAUAAUUCACUCACGUGAUCUACGAAGAGCGAAUGAGGUUGCCGGCUCUCGUCACGUGGUUGUAGGCAUCGGAAAUUCGGGUUGCGACGCGGCUGUUGCCCUGAGUGGAGCCGGCAAGCAAGUGUAUCUAAGCACCCGCAGAGGAACAUGGCUGAUGCAGAGACUGCAGAAACACGGAUUACCCGCCGACGUCGCCUACAUGAACCGGGUCGUUUUUGCCAUAGCUUUAAGGCUGCCAUCUUGGAUCUUGAACAAAAGCGCGGAGCUUCACUUGAACAAAGCCGUGGAUCACACGCUCUAUGGCUUACGCCCUAAGCAUGCUCCUUUGGCCACACAUCCAACUGUCAACGACGAGCUGCCCAACAAGAUCGCCUGUGGUCACGUGAUCUUAAAACCAGAUAUUGAUUCGUUCACGGAGUUCGGCGUCAAAUUUGGGGACGGGACAGUUGCUGAUGAUGUAGAUACGGUUGUCAUGGCUACAGGAUACAAAAUCGGCUUUCCCUUCCUCGACGAGUCCAUAAUUGAGGUGAAGGGGAAUCAGAGUCCGCUCUACCUGUACAUGUUCCCGCCCGCUUUAACUCCGCCCACAUUGGCUGUGAUUGGCUGCGUCCAAGCGGAAGGAGCUCUUGUGCCGGUGACUGAAAUGCAGUGUCGAGUGGCAGUCCGGGUGUUCACGAAUAACGUAAAACUACCUUCGCAGCGGCAGAUGAUGAAGGAUGUUGACGCAAGGAAGCGAACCAUGGAGACACGAUACAUCCACACCGAGCGCCACACCGUCCAGGUCUCCUUUCUUCCCUACAUGGACGAGCUGGCGGCCAUGGUUGGCUGUCAGCCAAAGAUCG
This is a messenger RNA of Candidula unifasciata, 2131 nucleotides long. Lineage: Eukaryota; Metazoa; Mollusca; Gastropoda; Stylommatophora; Geomitridae. The record is from the annotation of a GenBank genome assembly.